GUGGCUGGAAAGUUCACGAUACCCAAAAAGUCUUCGGUUAGCAACCCCAAUUUCCAACCCGGACGAAACUGGUUAGAUCGUUGCAACAAUGAGAGCGCAGAAUGAGUUCAACAUCUCAAAGUCCUUAUCUGCAAUCUAAACUGCAGAACUGAUGCUCAGCUUUCUACAGCUGCCCUACACUCUAUAUUUGGUUUGCCGUUCAAAAACGGAAAUAUAAAGAGACUGGUAGAAAAACCGAACCAAGAACAAAAACAAAUCCAGAAUCCAGAAUUAGAAAUUUGUGUUGAGAGACAGUCAUCUGACAGCCAACAGAAUGGGGAAUGAAAUAAUCCAGUUCCACAAUUGCUUCAUUUUGCGAGAUGGGAAAAUCAUUAAAGAGGACCUGUGGACCUGUGAUGGCAAAAUUGUUAAUCCGGAACCCAUUUUCUUUGACCAAAAGGACUAUGCUGACAUAAAAAUUGAUUGCGAAGGGCUUACAAUUGCUCCAGGAUUCAUAGAUGUACAAGUAAAUGGUGGCUUUGGUGUGGAUUUUUCUCACGAUAGUGAAACCAUUGAGGAAGGCUUGAAAGUGGUAGCUAAAGGACUUUUGGCUUAUGGUACUACUUCAUUUUGUCCUACACUGGUUACCUCAUCGCCUAUAUAUUAUCACCAGGUUGUAGAAAAAAUUAAGAAAACUCCAGGAGGAUCUGACGGAGCAGAAAUCCUUGGCAUACAUGUUGAGGGACCUUUUAUCAAUAAUGAUAAAAAGGGUGCCCAUGACUUGCAAUUUAUUCACAAGUUCACAAAUGGAGCCAGUUCUAUUGAAGAAGUAUAUGGAAAGCACUGGAGGAAUAUCUCAAUGAUCACUCUAGCUCCUGAGCUGGAAAAUUCAACAGAAGUUAUUAAAUACUUAACCAGUAAUGGUGUGACAGUUUCACUGGGCCAUUCAAUGGGUAGCCUUAUUCAGGGAGAAGAAGCAGUAAGAAAUGGUGCCUCCUUCAUCACUCAUCUUUUUAACGCCAUGUUGCCUUUCCAUCACCGAGAUCCUGGGCUUAUCGGGUUGCUAGCCUCUUCGAAAAUUCCAACCGGAAAAACUAUUUAUUACGGAAUUAUCGCUGAUGGAAUCCACACUCAUCCAGCGGCGCUUCGCAUUGCCUACAGAACUCAUCCUAAAGGGCUCGUUUUAGUAACCGAUGCAAUGUCGGCGCUCGGCUUGCAACCUGGACAAUACAAACUCGGUUACCAGGACGUUGAUGUCAAAGAGAACUGUGCCGUGUUGGCUGGGACCACCACAUUGUGUGGAGCGAUAGCCUCGAUGGAUAAAUGCGUCCGUCACUUGAAGCGCGCUACAGAGUGCUCUACUGUUGAAGCUCUGGAAGCAGCUACUUUGCAUCCAGCUUGCGCCUUAGGCAUUAGCGAUCGCAAAGGGUCUCUUCUCUUUGGGCGCGAUGCCGAUUUUGUCAUUCUAGAUCACGACCUCAAUGUCGUUUCCACCUGGAUUGCCUCACAGAAAGUUUAUCAAAAUCCUGCCGCUGUGGAACUGACUUCUCGGAGAAUAACCAAGCAAUAGGUUUAAUUACUUUAGUCUUAUUUUUGGUAAAUAGAAAUAUAUUCAAAUUGUCAAA
Molecule: messenger RNA, 1604 nt
Organism: Daphnia pulicaria
Lineage: Eukaryota; Metazoa; Arthropoda; Branchiopoda; Diplostraca; Daphniidae
Product: N-acetylglucosamine-6-phosphate deacetylase-like
Exons: 10
Coding region: 314-1549 (411 amino acids)
Biological process (GO): N-acetylglucosamine catabolic process
Molecular function (GO): N-acetylglucosamine-6-phosphate deacetylase activity
Source: RefSeq, a predicted model, not a curated record